AUGUGCUUCUGCUUGGACCGUACUAAACUCUCGCGAGCGACUGCUCCAGAGGAUGCGUGCAAAGCCAAGCUUCGGCAGAAGCUCUUGCUGCAGCCAGGUGGAAGGCGACACGACCUUGCCGUACUAGCACUGCGUACCGUGCUCCGGCACUGGGCGACCAGCAGUGAGGUGCCAAAUAGGCAAUGCUGUGUACGCCUCGCUGGCAUUGUGACGGCGACACGGCCACAGCUUUCACGAGCUCCGCAGCAGGCCUUUUCUCCUUCUAUACCUGGCCUUCGCCUGGCGCUCGAGAAGGCACUGAGAGAGGAAGCACAAUUCAAUCGGUUGUUGCACGAAGCCGUCCGCCAGCAAGAUCUCGAAGGUGCUAGACAGGCACUGGAACUUGGAGCAGAGGUGGCCAGCAGGGAUACCUAUGGUUGGACAGCCCUCCACGUCGCUGCAAGCAAAGGUGCAGUGGACAUUUGCGACUUGUUGAUCGCAUCGGGUGCAAAGGUGACAGAUGCUUGCUUUGUUUCGGUUUGGCCCGGUCGAAGCUUCACUCCCAUCGACGUUGCCUCGCAGAUCCGAGCCGCACCAUUCAGGGAAGCUCUCUUUGACAGCCGACCUGCGCCUUCCAAGCGACGGCAGCAGGUCCUCAGCCUGCUUUUGGCUGCCAGGGAUCUCGAGGCUGCACCCCGAGUGUCGGACUGA
This is a messenger RNA of Symbiodinium sp. CCMP2592, 690 nucleotides long. NCBI's taxonomy places the organism in Eukaryota, Dinophyceae, Suessiales, Symbiodiniaceae. The record is from the annotation of a GenBank genome assembly.